AUGCGGAGAUUUUCGCUGACGCUCUUGUGUUUGCUAGUAGCGGGACUUUUAAGUCAGCCCAUUCCCCUCGACGAUGGUGGUAAGCCAAUGCCAAAAAUUUUUUCAAUUCCUAGUUCAUUAAGGUGUUGAUCACUUUGAUCACUCCGUACCUGAAGACGUUGCUACGCCGACAGUUGCGCGUGUUGCCACUACAAAAAUUCCCUUGACUUUUGAAGAGCUGCUCAACUCCCAACACAGUAAGUUUGAGCGUAAAUGUCGGAAGUGAAGCCAGUUUAGUUGAACCAAUAAUUCAAGCCAGUCUAGUCAAAGUGGAGACGCCUGAAGAAGCGGCCGAGCUCGCGUUCGCAUUGGAACAAGCCGCAGUGUAA
Messenger RNA from Bursaphelenchus xylophilus (pine wood nematode), 368 nucleotides. Lineage: Eukaryota; Metazoa; Nematoda; Chromadorea; Rhabditida; Aphelenchoididae. The record is from the annotation of a GenBank genome assembly.